Molecule: messenger RNA, 836 nt
Organism: Protopterus annectens (West African lungfish)
Lineage: Eukaryota; Metazoa; Chordata; Ceratodontiformes; Protopteridae
Product: cytochrome P450 4A24-like
Exons: 4
Coding region: 237-788 (183 amino acids)
Molecular function (GO): monooxygenase activity; iron ion binding; oxidoreductase activity, acting on paired donors, with incorporation or reduction of molecular oxygen
Source: RefSeq, a predicted model, not a curated record
ACGUUAACUUCCAUUUUCGCUCAGUCUUUCUGGUUUGGCCGGUUUACGCCCGUUAUUUAAUCAGUUACUCAGGCUGUGUUAAUUUUCGAAGUUAUUAGCCACUACACCACAGACACUGCAGAUGCAGUAAUUUUGUGUUUUUAUUUGUCUAUCGAUUCAAAGUUAAAUACUAUUUCCGGUGCUUUUCCAUAGGUGGAGUGCUGAACUAGUAGUAACUGUGAAGGAAAAUCAACACAAUGUCACUCUCCCUAGCAGGGUUCCUAUUUCAAUUCUUCGAGUCUGCCUGGGGCUCGUUUUCUAUUCUGCAGCUGUUUGCAUUGUUUCUUUUAGGCUACCUUAUUUACAAUACAUGUAUACUAUAUUAUCAAAGAAAACGGAGCAUCGCUGCUUUAACGGAGUUCCCUGGACCGAAAAUCCAUUGGCUGUACGGCGAUACUUAUCAGAAAGAAGAAAAUAUUUUAAAUUAUAUGCACCAAAAUUCUAAGAUUUACCAUUAUGCAUGUCCUUUUUGGGCUGGACCAUUUGCGGGUGUGCUAUAUGUAACCCAUCCCGAAUAUGCCAAAACUGUAUUCACCAGUUCAGAGCCCAAAAAUCUUGUGAUUUACCGGGUCCUUAUUCCAUGGAUUGGAUAUGGUUUACUGAUCUUGUCUGGACAAAAGUGGUUUCAGCACCGAAAAAUGCUGACUCCUGCAUUUCACUACGAUGUUCUAAAACCGUACGUCAAGCUGGUUUCAGACUCUGUCAAUGUUUUGCUGGUAGGAGCAGAUUACUCUGACUUUUCAACCUGAGUUCAAUAGAGCUUUUCACUGGGAGUAUCAUUAUUUUGUUUGAAGCUG